Diabrotica virgifera virgifera (western corn rootworm) is the source of this 698-nucleotide messenger RNA. Its product is annotated as longitudinals lacking protein-like. The record is from RefSeq and is a predicted model, not a curated record. Bases 167 to 583 code for a protein of 138 amino acids. Gene Ontology annotation, cellular component: nucleus. Gene Ontology annotation, biological process: regulation of transcription by RNA polymerase II. NCBI's taxonomy places the organism in Eukaryota, Metazoa, Arthropoda, Insecta, Coleoptera, Chrysomelidae. The transcript is spliced from 2 exons. Gene Ontology annotation, molecular function: protein binding.
GCGAACAAAGCUAAUAUCAAAUCUAACGAUUUGGCUUCGCAAUCUAACGAAUUUUUGACAGCAUUUUACCGAUUUUAUUUUUUUUCGUUUGGGAACACUGGUGUCGCUGGUGUCAUCGCAAAAGUUUAAAGCAACAAGCAACUAUUGUUGUGAUUUUUUUUGUGAAAUGGAAGAUUCAGAAUUAUUUGGUUUACGGUGGGACAAUUACCAGAGUAACUUGGCUGCAAGCCUAUAUUCUUUGUAUAAAGAUAUGGAAUUGUGCGACGUGACAAUUAGUGCCGAUGGCAAAUCUUUAAGGGCUCACAAGAACGUUCUUUCGGUGUGCAGCCCCUAUUUCAAAGAAUUAUUUAUGGCGAAUCCUGGCAAAGAUACAACAAUUAUACUGCAUGGUGUUGAUUACAACACACUGUGCAGUAUAUUAGAAUUCAUAUACCAGGGGGAAGUUACUAUUUGCCAGGAAGAGUACGAACAAUUUAUAAGGGUAGCGGAGACGUUAAAACUUCAAGGACCCACAAACAAUUCAUCAUCUUUAUCGUCUGUGAAUUGGAUUUAUAAUAUUGGAUUUACAUUUAUCAAAAUGUAGUGAACUGGAAAAAUGAAUUCAAAUUCAGAAGAUGUAAGUGUAAUGAUAUGUAGAUAAUUAAUAUUAAUGAUAAUAAUUUUAAUUCUAUGAAGAUGUAACAUAAAUACACCUUAAA